Molecule: messenger RNA, 2817 nt
Organism: Apus apus (common swift)
Lineage: Eukaryota; Metazoa; Chordata; Aves; Apodiformes; Apodidae
Gene: C22H11orf52
Product: chromosome 22 C11orf52 homolog
Exons: 5
Coding region: 519-878 (119 amino acids)
Cellular component (GO): extracellular exosome
Source: RefSeq, a predicted model, not a curated record
UGUGGUCCUUCCAAAGCAGAACCCUUCUCCUCCUGCCACUUCUGGACAGGUUGUGCCAGCCUGUGCCAGACAUUUUCCUGACAUCCUGCUUGAGGUGCAAGGAUGAGCAGAACGAACGGUACAGACACACCCUGGCGGGUCUCCUUUUGCCCAGGGACCUUCCGAGUCCCUCCUCUACCCUCCUUUGCAUCCGGCAGCAGCAGGAGGGAGCGGAGGGCAGCGGGGAGGGGGCAGCACCCACCCUGCCGCUCACAGAGCAGGAUUUUGACCCCCGGGCUGCGGGCUGGAGGGGUCCUGCUGCUGCUACCUGGUCCUCUCCUCCCUGGGCAGCAAGAGGGGGAGCUCAGGGGGGCACAGGGAGCCCAGGCGAGCGCUCCGGCAGAUGGCAGAGCCACCCUGGGGAGAAACCCGACACGGGCAGACACUCCCUCGGAAUAGCCGGGGGCCGAGCAGGAACCAGGAAAUACCAGCUCUCCCUGUCCGGCAGACGCUGCUGCUCCCCGGGACGGAGGAGCGGGAUGGGCAACCGGCUCUGCGGCUGCGGGAGACCCUGGAGUUGUCCUGUGCCUUUUAAAAGGAAGAAAGAAAAGCAAGGAGCUCAUGUGAGAGGUGAGAGCCAACAGCAGCAGCCCGACAGGAAGGCUCCAACGUACGAAGAUGUCCCGGAGCUCCCUGUCUAUGCCACGGUGAGUAAAGGCCAGAGUGGGCAGCAGGAUGACAGCAUCCACUAUGCAGACAUCCAGGUGUUCAGCAAGGCCCGGGAGCGCUCUGCAGCAGAGGUGAAGAACCUGCACAUGCAGAAUGCCACAGAAUAUGCCACCCUCAACUUCCCCCGGCCCCGCCUCAAGUACGACAGCAAGAAUGGGACCCUGGUGUAGCAGCCUUCCUGGCCCUCUCCUCCUUCAGCAGCAGCAGGAUUUCACAGACUGAAUGAUGCUGUAGGUGCAAGCCAACCUCAUGGACACAUCCAGUCUCCCUGGGGAGGUGCAGAGAGGCUGUGUCCUCCACCUGCAUUUCUCCUCGGAGGGCACAGACAUAUUUAUUCUCACAGGAAUGAGCAGUUUCCUAUCUGAUUCUGCUGACAAGACCCACCUCUUCUCCUCGGAAGAGUUGCCUCUGAAGCUGGCAACCCUUCUGCUCUCAGCACUGUGAGAAGACAGAGCUGCUCCUUGGCUGAUGAAGGCUACAACCACAGCUCCUGCUGUGGGACAGGACCAGCUGAGUGCAGCUCAGCAGGUGGAUUUGGGAACAUGGCAUACAGGAUUCAAUACUGGGACACAGGAGGUGUUGCCACAGGAUUUUAUGUCACUGUUAAGGGAAUCCUGUGGUGUAGAGAGGGACACGUGGAUGAGACUGUGAAGAAAGGGCACGAAACCUUUAACAGUAUCUAUUGCAAUGUCUUCCUCCAACAGCUGCCCCUGCAGCCAUGCACUGUGUGCACCCCCUUUUCCCAAAAAGCAGUGUUCUAGAGCCAUGCCCAGCACGCUAAGGCCAGAAAUGCAGAAUUAACUGGGGGGUACAGAACAAUUUCUUUCACUGAAGGGCUGUACAGUGCAUGCAUCCUUCCCCCAGCAGGCACAGAGGUGACUAGUGAGCUCCUGGCUCUGGCUGAAAAUGAAACAAGGGAAAACUGGAAUUUAACUGCCAGGCAGCCAUUUAAAAGCCACAGGCUAUAUUUAGGGCAGUUGUCCUUCGAGCACAGCAGCUGUCUGCAUGCCUGAGAUACUGGGAACAAGUCCUGGUCAACUUUAGGGAGAGCUUUUGGGCUUUCCCUCCAUUUUUAAUUCUUUCACACUGUCAGCCUUAGCCAUAAAACCCAGUCACAGGGAGCACACGCCAUGUGGGGUUUUCUGCUGACCCUCCCAGAUCCAUCUUGGAGAAUUUAUGGAUUUAAGAUAGUGUUAACCAUGUAUUAUAGCAAUCACUCAAAAGGCUUGGGCCCCUGGAGGUGGCAGUUGCAGCACUGCAGCUGAGCAGGGCCAGCCUGUUUCUUGCCAGUGGUUAGAAAUGGACAUCCUGGUCCCUUUUCUAAACAUACCUGGCUCAGCUAAAGGUAACAAGCAUGAAGGAGCUCCUGCUCACUGCCAAAAAUAAAGCUGGUAGGGGCAGUGUUUGCCAAGAUGGAAGUGUCUGAGGACCAAUCCGACCAUUUUUCUACCCUUUUGCCCCUGCUAUCCAGUAGCCCUCAGCAGGGCUGUUGUGAGGCCAGAGUAACUUUGGCAGGAGAAGCCCCCCUUUUAAAAUCAUGGAUAGACUAUGUUUUUCUACCUGAGAAGGGACUUUUUGCCCAUGCUAUGCAGCUGGCCUCAGUGGGGCUCUUGGAGGGUCUGCAGGAAAAGGCACUUCAUUUGUAAUGCUGACAGGAUCCUGCUGUUGGAUGGGCUGGUUCUUUUGAGCUCCAAGGAUUCCUGUUUCUGCUCCUCCCACGUUCCUCUCUGCACUCCAUGCCCAGCAUGAAAACCUGUCCUUUGGGCUGAGAAGGAUUGAAUGGGCACAGGACUUGCUUUCAGGAGUGGGAGGCACGGGACCUUCCAGCUGUCAGAGGAGCAGCCAGGACACAGAUCCAGACCUGGAUCAUGCUGAGCAGCAGUUACCCACCUUCUUGCACUGAGCUGCUGGUACCAGAACUAGAAAGGGGCACUGGCUUCCCUUCUAGCCAAGUCCUCCACAUCAUAGGAAGAAAUAAGGACUUUUUAGAAACAUUAUUAAAUACAGAUUAUACUUCAGGACCUGAGAGGUUUUCUAGCAGGUCCAGACUCCACCAGGUCCUUUUUUUUUAAAACAGUGGAAAUAAAAAAGCCUGUCAUGGCGAUGGCA